This is a messenger RNA of Maniola jurtina (meadow brown), 7569 nucleotides long. Its product is annotated as transcription factor Sox-12-like. Gene Ontology annotation, molecular function: RNA polymerase II cis-regulatory region sequence-specific DNA binding; DNA-binding transcription factor activity, RNA polymerase II-specific. The record is from RefSeq and is a predicted model, not a curated record. Bases 346 to 1176 code for a protein of 276 amino acids. Gene Ontology annotation, biological process: anatomical structure morphogenesis; regulation of DNA-templated transcription; cell differentiation. NCBI's taxonomy places the organism in Eukaryota, Metazoa, Arthropoda, Insecta, Lepidoptera, Nymphalidae. The transcript is spliced from 2 exons.
GACUAGUUAGUAGGUCCUCUGACACCGCGGAGUGCAGACGUGCGGAGUGUAGCCGCUACAAUCGUAAUGCCACACUUUGAUAACUGAGCGGUCGCGUCCCGCAGAAAUUAUGACUUAUGGACCGCCAGCCGAGAAAGAAAGUGGCCGAUUUAUAAUUCUAGAGCGAAAAUUAAGAAUAGUGUCCAGAUAUUGGGAGGUCUUCGGCGAUACGUCCGCCGUGAGGCUCCCGCGUCCGAAGGAACUCGUCUAAACUUUUCAGACUUUUAUUAUUACUUUAGUGUUUUAGUGAAACAGGUGAACUGUGUUUUUUUUGUGUUGAGUUUUUUCGGGGUUUUAUUUUGCACGAUGGUACCCCAGCAAAUUUCGGAUGUGCGUUCACUGACGCCCACCUCGAGCGGCGUUCCUGUUUUUGGAUCGCAACUGGUGGACAAAAACUCAUCAACGCCAUACACUGAUGCUACUCAGACGAAAAAGAACAACCCGAACCACAUCAAGAGACCGAUGAACGCUUUCAUGGUCUGGUCGCAGAUCGAGCGCAGGAAAAUUUGCGAGCAAACCCCGGAUAUGCACAACGCGGAAAUAUCCAAAAAUCUUGGCCGCGUAUGGAAGACCUUGAACGAUGAAGAGAGGCAGCCCUUUAUCGACGAGGCGGAGAGGCUUCGGCAGCUACAUAUGCGCGAGUACCCGGACUACAAGUACAGGCCUCGCAAGAAGACCGCGAAACCUGCGCAAAGAAGCGGCGCGGUUACGAAACAGAAGCGUAAACAACGCGCCGAUAGCAAUAACAACAGAGGUGUGUCCAGGCGGCGAAGUCGGCCUGCGCCUACGGUCCCGAGCGUUCCCGUGGAGACGCCCGCGCCGUCCGCCCUGCCCGCGUCCCCGGCGGGCUCCCCCGACUCGCCCGAGUCCGCCUGCUUCUACGACGACAGCACGCGGCGUGACCAGACGGACCUCACGGAGCUGUACUCCAUCACGGACCUGCUGCCGCUGCCCGCGGACUGCGAGGUGGACCUGGACGCGCUCACGGACAUGGAGUCGUUCGAGACGGCGUCGUCGUCGUCGGGCUCGCACUUCGAGUUCUCGUGCACGCCCGACGUGUCGGACAUGCUGAGCGAGAUCGGCGUGGCGGGCGACUGGGACGACCACACGUUCUCGUCGUACCUCACGUCGUCCUAGAGCGGUGCCCGUCGCCACUGCCACCACUGAUCUCAUUCGAGCCGCCACAGGGGGCCGACGACGCGGCGACCGCUCGCCGCCCCGCCUAGAGAGUGCCUACAUCCAAUUGACGUGUCGACAUUUGGAUUCAAUGUACAAAGUUAUUUAAUAAGAUUCGAGGGUGAAAUUUAAUUUCUAAGUACACCGGCCGCGUGGCCGGGUUCAUCUUCUUUUUGUCUCGGUUAUUCCUUUGUGUUGAAUGCGAACUAUCGGACAACGGCUCCCCGGCUGCGCCGGGUUCAGAACGUAGGCUGUGAGUUGGUUCUCGUUAAAACGUGUUGCUUUUCGUAAAGGUUUUGUUGAAAACAAAAACAUUUGGGGUGAUUUCCAAACGGCACGUCUCAGACGCAUCUCAGUAAACAAUCCGUCUUACUCUCCGUCGCUGGUAAGCAAGCUACGCGCUACGGCCCGCUCGGGCCUCGGGUCGCUCGUCGCAUGCUCGCAUCGCGUUGUCGCGUCCGUGUUCUAUACGUGUACAUUACUCGACUUGGCUUCUAUUCUAAGUUCGCAAUUGCCGCUCUUCAUUUUACGUUAUUAACAAUUUACCGCAAGAAAGGGUCGUUUCUUUACACAUAAAACGUCUUAGUCGAAACAUUAUAUCGAUCGAGUAAUAGAAACAUAGGACUAGGUUAUAGUCACGUUCGUCUUACGUUCUGUUCACUGUACGUAAGUUCACUUUAUAUACUUUGAUGCACACAUAGUUAAUAGUUCGACAUUAUAAUUUUACAAUUGGAAGCUAAUCGGUAUGUCAGUUGAUGAAUUUCGGAGUGCGGGAUUUUCGAGUAGGAGUUUUUGGAGGGAGUCCCUUGCCGUGCUUUGAUUUCGGUAUGUAUUGGAACGAGCCACGCGUGUAUUUCGGUCGACAGGCCACCCUUCUCAUUCGUUGCGCGCGUGACUUCUUGUGAAUUCAUUGUUAGCACGGCGGGGGAUCUAGGUAGGUGUGUAAAGUUGAUACGUCUUGCUAUAGUGUACGUUAGGUCGUUUAAGGUAAGGUAAUUUCCGUUCAAUGGUAAGGUACGAAAAUAUGUAAGAAAUGAUGGCACCUCAGGAUCGAUGCGAAGGGACACUGUUCGAUUUUCUUCUUUCUUUCUACAUCUUCACGCUUCAAUUUGUAAAAAAACGUCUAUAGAAAGAUACAUAUCAAUAAAGGGGGUGUAUUGAAUUCGCGGGACGAUGGAAAAAACUUAUCGUGUGGACAAAGUACUAGUUCGGUUCCAAACAAAUGUUUUGCUGUUUCAAACUCUGUGAUUUACUUUAUGGAUUUUCUAAAUUAUAAGGAUCUAGUGGAGACUGAUAUCGCAUAGAUUAGUUUUAGCAGCGCUAGCUUCUCUGACUUUUUAAUUUUUAGAACUGGGCAUAAUUUUAGUGAGGAAAAGAACAAUACGUACCUAUUUUUGAUAAUUUGCCUUUCUGUGGAGAUCGGGUUGCGACCCCAUUACCAACUUAGCACUUGCAAUAUUGGUUUCUAGAGCUAGGAAACGUUUUUUACGAAUUUAUAGUUGCAAAUGUCAAUACGGCGUUGGGCCCGAUGUCCACAGCAAUGCAGGGCUAAACACAAUUUGUAUAAGAAAUUCGCAGAAACUGUCAAUUCAUUGAAAAUGGAGUCAGUUAGUUAGCGGGGUAAUGUUUCUGAAACGAAUAUUACCUCAGUCAUUUUAAGAUAUAAUUAUAAAUCUUCUAAAAUAUACUUUUUCAGAUAACGAACAAUAUUUGUAGAUAAUCUGUGUCCCUAAGAUAUAUUUCAUUAUAGUAAGGGAUCCGUUGUGCUGAUUGAUAAAAAAAAGAAAAUGCUUUACUUAUAUUAUUAUAUUCUUAUAAAUAUAUUAUGUAAAAAUGACUUCGUGUAUUAACUUAGUGAGUGUCUACGAAAUCCAAUUAUUUUUAAAGAAAAUGCAUAAAAAUACAUGUUAUCUAUACAUUAUCGUGAUGUGAAUACUGUCUUGUGUGUCGUAGGGCGAUAUUAUAUUAUACAUUAUAUGGAUAAUAAAAAGAAAAAGUAAAUUUGUGCCUAAUGAAUAAACUUGAAAAUUUCAUAAUAUUAUGUAUAUUUUAGUGAUGCUCAAGGUAACUUUAUAAGCGCGUAGUGUUUUAUUAGAUGCUGUUUAAAUCUGUGUAAAUCAUAAAAUUAAGAUUUUUUUGAAUGCCAGACAUGCAUUUGCAACUAAUUUUGCUUCUCUAUAAGUUUCAGGGAUCUAUAAAUAUUUCACUAGAUGCGGCAAUAGUAACAAACAUGUUCUAACAACCAUCGGUGUCCGCAUUCCUGUCAGUCGUACUCGACUUUUAGAUGAAGUCCGUUCUUACGAACAUAGAUAACUUGGAUCAGACUAUAGGUUCUAACCUAAAGCUACCACGCUACGUACCUUACAAACACACUACAUCUAAAGAUUGACAUUUGAUAGAAGUGCGUACACCGAUGUUCAUCAGAACAUGUUAUUACUAAGUGCCGCAUCCAGUGAAACAUUCAUAUCGCUGAUAAGUUUGCUUUAUUGUUUUAUCAUUAUUUUGUGAUCAUAAGUAUCAGCAUUCACUACUGCACCUUCUUCCAAAAUGUUUCCCAAUCCAAACGAACGUGUUCAUCUUUCGCCAAGCUCAUUAAAUGCUUAUAUUUCAUCAUUUAUGAUAUUGGUGUGGUAGUGAAUGUAAGCAUUAUUAUAAAUAAUCACAUAAACAAUAAUAUUUACUUCUAUAAUGAUAGAUAUAAUCUUUUCGUUAGCUUAAAACUCAAAGUUUUGUAAACUUGUUAAAUCAGCAAAAUAUUUGCGUUUACAGAUUUAAAUAUCAAUUUCUUAUGAAGUGCAGCAUUAUUAAUGUAUAAUUUUUAUAUUAUGUUUUUUUUGGCAAUUUUGAUAUUUAAUUUUUGAAUCCACCAUUAUAAGUAUAUAUAUUUUGUGAUAUUUCUAAUUUGGCUUACUAUGUGCAAGUUUUUGAAAAUAUUUAACUUCAUCAGAUUAUUUAUGACUUAUCUUAAUAUUGCGCUUUGAUAAAAAUGUUCACUUUAAAGAAUUAAAGCAAUAUACUAGUAGUGACAGCAACGCUCAAAUUAGAUUAAUAUCUCCUCAAAAUACUAUGAUAUUUGUCAUCUAUUUCUUAUUCGAUUAUUUUUACAAAUUCAUCAUCUCAAUUUGCAUUAACAGUCAUGAUUAUUACGGAUAUAAUUUUUGUAAUAUUUUCGUAGUUUAUACCAUCUUUUUAUCUAAAAUAAUUAAGGAAAUUUAAAUUUUAAAUGCCACUAAAAAUUUUGAUAAUGAGGAGGAUAUUAGAUACUAUUAUAACCCCAAAGUAUUCGUAAAGCAACAUCGAAUUUAUUGUUGUAUUUAGCGCUUCUUAAUGUGGUUCUUCAAUAAUUGGAAUUAUCAGGGUUUCGAUGUUUUCUUUCAAAUAAGGAUUGUAAAAAACCUUUUGUAAAAAAUUCUCUCUUUGAUUCCCUGGUGUGAUCUGUUCUAACGUUUCCGAAUUCUUUGCUUCAACUGAUAGGCUUUUUCCUUCGUAGCCUUUUUAAAAUCUAUCAAGGUAUUUUAAAGUGUAAAUAAAUAAGUAUUGAAAACUGUUUAUAAUAAUGUAAAAGUCAAAAUAAAGCGAUACUGUGAGAAAAAUUAGAGGGUAUUUGUAUGCGUCUCAAAUAAAAUAAAUAUCACGGAAGACGCAGUUAGUUGUUGUAGGUUAUAUAAUGUGUAAUUAAAAUAAUUGUGUAAAAAAUUGUUGUAUACUUCAUUGUAUCUUGACUUUUUCAACUACAUCUUUGAAUGUUUGAUUACAUUCUUUGUUUAGAUCAAAGAAUUGAAUCAGAUGAUCAGAGAUGUUAGUUCUUCUGUUAAGAUCUUCAACUCUUUCAACUUCAUGAACUUAACUACUAACUAAAACCGAAAAUCAAUCUUCUGUGUCGGUUGAUGGAAUUAAACGUAAUUGUGAGAUAUAAUCUCUUUUGAAAAGAUAUUAAACACCGUCUGUUAGUUGAAGAAUAGAAUUGAAGAUCCCAAAAACUUUGCCUGAGUCUAUGCUUAAAAAUCGCUUGUCAUACAAGUAGAUCGGUGUUUUCUUACUGAAACAAUAUAUAAGUAGGUUAAAAAUUAUGUAUGUUUAACAUUAUAAUACAUAAAAGUAAGUCAUAAAUGCAAUUCGAUGGAAAAAAUGUUAGUGAAUCAUUCACAGAACUGAAAACGUUAAAAAUAUUCUCGUUAUGUUGUUUGAAAAAAUUGAACGUAAUUAUUAUAUUAUCUCUGUAUCAUAUGUAUGUAUCACUGUUGUUGAUUUAUUUAAUAAGCGUCUUCUAUCGUAAGGUUUAUUUAAUUUACAUUUCAAUACUUUGAGACACAACGAAGCAAAUUCUGUUCCCCCCUCUACGUUUUCAAUAGCACCUAUUCCCUAUAAUUAAUUAGUCUUACUGAUAUAUAAUUGGUGUCUAUAAGAUGAUUAAAGUUAAACAAUAAUUAAACAUAAUAUUCUAUGACAACUUCAACAAGUAGUGAAUGCAUAUUCAUAAUUAUAAAAAAUAGAUAUCUGAUUCGUUGUUGGCGUAGAUGUGUCAUUAUUGAAUAACAAUUAAUAAAUAACUAUUAUUGGUACGACGAUUAAAGUUAAUGAUAAUAAUUAUAAAACAAAACGAAAACUUCGCACAAUCUGAGUCAAGGAAUUAACAUAGGAUUAAUAGAAUAGGUAUUAAACGUAAAAUAGUAACUGUUAAUGUUACAGGUUUAAGUGUGAUAGUUAUUUUUACGUUCCAUUUCUAUUUACUCAGAAAAACGUCUGACAUUCUGUCGAUCUAUUUGGAACUUUGUUUUGCUUUAAUUCGUAUUCUUAAUUAUUCGGAUAUACAUAACCACACCAUUUUAGUAGAUUAUAAUCGUGUAUAUUUUUGUAUGAUAAUAUUAUUAUUUGACUCCUUGCUUUGAUUUUAUUCAGAAUUUAAGUUGUGCUAACUCUGUAGGAUUUUCGAUCAAAUUUAUAAGGAACAAAAAUUAUUAAAAAAAAUGGUCCAUUAAAUUCUAUCGAGUAAUAUUAAGGUAAUUAUUACGAGUAGCAGCAAAUGUAUACUUAAAAGUGUGUGCUUACAGUUUAUAUUACUGAAAGGAGUACCUAACAUGCCAAACGAAUUCAAACCUUUGAAGCUAAAAAGCAUGGCUUUAAAUGUAAAAGUGGGACUGAAGUUUCAUUGUCAUUUCUAUUUUGUUCUUUUACCAUUGGACAUUGUAAAUACCUUGUUAAUAAACUACUUAGGGCCACAUAUUUUUUAGAUUUUCUUUUUUAAUAAUUCACACAGCGACCGUGUGUUCCGAACUAUUCUAGUCUUGGAAGAUUUUGAGCAGGUUUCGAUUCCACAUACAGUCGAGUCCUCACUGUCCCGAGUUAGGAUUUUGUGUAUUAUCAUUGUCAACGUUUCUCUCGGGGACGAUCGUGAUUCGUGGCCUUUUCGUAAUUGAUACCUGAUUUUUUUACUAUUUUUUUCAAUUGAUACCAAAAAAUGAUGAAGCUGUUAGACACCGUUACCGAUGGAUCUCUCUUUUUUAGCACUAAACAGUUACGGUCUUUUGGCUUACCAAAUAGUGGGAACGCUUCUGUGUUACCAGCUUUGUAAUUGGUUCUAAAAUGUUGUACAUAUUGUAGACGAUCGUUGAUUUUUAGGCGAUGUGGUUAGCAAACUUUCCUUCUCUCACACACAUUCAAACAUUUUCAAUGAUUGUGAAAGAAUCAGUACUCUUUUAACAAAUGUGGCUCGGCCUAAGUCCUAAUCAAUAAAAUUACGUUCAUUUUAGCAAUAUUUUUAUACUUACCUAGUUUUGAUAAAGAAAAAUAAGGGAUGAAUAAUACUGAAUGUUUCUUGAAAUAUUACUGAUAUUACAACAAAAAUAUAUCUAAAAUAAACGUAAUUUUAUUUUUUAUUGGCCGGGCCACAUUUGUUAAAAGUGUACAGAUUCUUUCAAAAUCACUGAAAACGUUAGAAUGUUCGAGAGAGAAGGAAACUUAGUUAACCACAGCGCAUUAUGUCAUUAAAACGCACGGUUCUCUAAUUUUUUUGAAACUACCCUCUAUUACUUAUUGGGUUAUGUUUCAUUAAAAUCUUAUUAUCCGGCAAUAUUUUUAAGGUUUAUUUUGUAAUGAUAAGUUAUUUUCAAUCGAGGAUGUAGUCUUCAUCGAGCUGUCCUUCGAACGUUGUAUAAAUUAUAUUGAUUUGUAUCUUAUAAGGUACAUACUGUAACUGCAUAUAUGUACGUAGUUUUUUAAACUGUUAAGUAUGAAAUAACAUUACUGUAGUUAUGGAGUUAAGGAAAACGUGUACAUUUUGUAUCGUACUUUGUUUCAAUAAUGAAUAUAUAUUAUUAUAUGGUAAAAAUAAAUCAUCCAGUUUUUAAAAAAUAA